AUGGUUUCUACUCCUAAGAAAAAGCGCACUGCAAGCAUAGCCAUAUCGCCACUGAAGGUAUCGUCCGUCAAUGAUAUACCACUUAAGACAAGAGCCAAAAAAAAGUCAAAUAAAACUUACCAAUUUGCUCCUCUGAACAAUCUAAGUUCUGGUGAGCCUGUACUGAAAUCUAUUCCUAUAUCUAAGGUACGAAAUGCUGAUCCAGCGUUAAAAGCGAAGGGCCUUUCUGGCAAGACUAGGGUACAACCUCAAUCUAAAGUGAAGGAAAAUAACGUACUAGGAAGCUGUAAAGUCCAUCCAGACAGAUCACCUGAAACAAGAUAUAGUGAUGGUCCAUCAGAGGAAGUAAUAUGGAGGUACUCUCCGAGAAGAUUAGAUGAGCAAAUAGCAAAUCACUAUGAUCUAGCAGAUGAAAGUGACAAUGACGACUCAAUGAAUGGUGCUGACAUAAGGGGCCAGUCUUCUACACCAUUAAUCAAUGACAAGUUUAAAGAUUUGAUUGGUUGUGAUGACAUAAAUGAGGAAAUUCCAAUUGGAACACACGGUAGAGUAGCGCAAGGUUCUCCCAUCAAGAAGGCCCAAAGGGAAGUGACACCGAUUCGAGAUAUCAAUGAAAUUUUGAAUGAUCUUGAAGGUCCUAAAACACUACCACCAUCUUCUCCUGUUGGUAGAGAAAACAGCGUAAGCGAUGAAGCAUCUUCAAAACCAUCACAAGUACCAAUCUUAAACAACACUAGCAUAAAGGAAGCGAAUAAAAAUAGUUUUAGCAUAGAUCAACCAGGCAUGAGAAAAUCAAAAAGCCCAGUUUGCAUUAAUAUAGACUCUGAUGAAAGUGAUAAGGCAGAGUGUAAAGAGGUUGAUGAGGAAGAAGAUGACGAUUCUUUAAUUGAUAUCUUGACUCAACGUUUUACCAAACCUUCUUUCAAAGAUAUGGAUGACCAAUCUUCACAGUCACAAGAAGAUUCUCUAUUGGAGUUGUUAGAAGAAGAAAUGGAAAUUUCACACAAUAACGUAACGACAAACGCACAAAAGCAAUCGCAACUACAGACAAGGAAAAGAUUAGAAAGAGUGGAGGUUGUUCUUGAACCACAAGAGGAAUCUGGAGAAGAAAGUGUAAAUCCCAAAUCAGAUCAAAAUGUUUCUCCUUUAGAACAAGAGGAUGAAAUAACUAGAUAUGCUAAACUGGCAGAAUUUCCUUAUCCACAAAAAGGCUUUCAAAGGCUUUGUAUCUAUGAUAUAAAAGAAUUGAAAACCCCACUUCAAAUAAUAUUAACCUGCAUAAACCAGCAUAAAGAAAAAAUAAAUAUUAUUCUUAGAGAACCUUGGGUCCGCUACAAAUAUGAGAAAGGCAUGAUUAUACAUCUAAUUGCGGGCGAGAACUUCCCAAACAAGCGUUUGUUGUCAAAUGAUAAAGAUCCUAAAACAGGAUUAGAGAAUGAUAAUUUAUUGAUUGUAUACCCCGAUGUUCUUCUUUCUGCAACUAUGAUCGGUACCGCCAUGGAUUGUGAGAGAAGAGCAGUUCUAUCUGCAAGACUUAAUGAACCUGGUGAAUAUUCUAUGGCUGCAACUCUCGGUAAUAUAAUUCAUUCCUUAAUACAGGAAUUGUUACGCCUUAAACUAUUGCAACCAAAUCAAUUCAUUUCAAAAGGGCUUGCAUUGGAAGUACUGGAUAAAAUUAUAAAACCUUUUACCACAGAGGUGAACAUGUGCAACGAAUCGGUAGACAGUGCUGUUAAAACUAUAACAGAUGAACACUUACCUUUUAUCAUAGAGUUCGUGAAUACCAAUGUAACAAAGGAAAAUGCGAGAUCCUGGGUUCAAGUUAUAGGGUCUAAAAACAAGCGGAAACUGUCAGUUUCAGAUAUCAUUGAUAUAGAAGAGAAUAUAUGGUCGGCUAAGUAUGGAUUGAAGGGUUAUAUCGACGUUACGGUGGAAACUAAUGUAGAUAAUGAUGGAAAACGGUUAUUGGCUCCAAUUGAGAUAAAAACUGGCAAAUGGAAAUCUAACGCACACGAAGCACAAGGGCUUAUUUACACCUUAUUAUUGCAAGACAGAUAUGAUAUACCAGUCAAUGCGCAUAUGAUGCUUUACACUAAACUAAAAGAGUUUUCACUACAACCUAAGGUCCUAAAUUCUCUAAAGCAUUUGCUCAAUUUAAGAAACAAGUUAGCGAAAUAUCUUCAGGUUAUGAAUCAAGAGAUGUCAGAUUGGGGUGGGACAGAACAUGAAUUGCCUGAAAUGAUUCAAAGUUCGAAAUGUGACCAAUGCUUCUCGAAAAAUUCCUGUAUGGUUUUAAAUAAGUUAAGUGACAAAGAACAAAUGCCUGGGUUGUUAAAACAUGAAUACUCUGAUCUGACGAGGCAUCUUGAAGGGAAACUACAGCUUUACCGUUCCUUCUAUCGUAAAUAUGAUAGGUUGUUAAUGAUGGAAGAAACAAGUGUUGUCAGUCUUGUAAAAGACACCUUCUUGAUGUCUGGAGAGGAGAGAGAGUUACAAACAGGAUACUGUGUAAGUGAAUUAAGGUUAUCAAAUGUACAAAAUCUUGGCCAACGAUACCUCUACACUUUUACGCGCGAUAAGCAAAAGAGAAGCAGCAAGUCCAGAAUUAGCAAAGACGACAAUCCAUCUAUGGAGUCACUGAGUAUGCUCUCCUCAAAUAUACAUCAGAAUGAUUACGUAAUGAUUAGUGACAACAUCACUGGUCAAUUAGCAGUUGGUACAGGCCAUGUAGUGGAGAUAGCAGAAGAUUUUAUUGUAGUAAGCUGCGGUAGAAAUAUUUUGGCAAACAACAUACAUGGUGAUUCCUUCAAUAGAGAUACAAGACAAGUUGUUCGCAGUGUCUUAAUGAACCAAUCAAUACAACUUCAAGAGAAUACAAAGUUGACAAGUCAGCGCUAUAGAAUCGAUAAGAAUGAAAGUGCUACAGGACUAGCACUAGCACGUUACAACUUAUUGAACCUAUUCCUCCCAGAAGUUCUAUUAGAAUCAGGUUCUUCUUUACCAGCAUCGGGGGAAAAAUCUUUUCUACCUGCGAAACAGUCUCUUGGCGGAUAUUCAAGAGGCCGUAAUCUCAUCGUUGAACUUAAUGAACCGCAAUGGGUGAAAAAUGUAACAAAAUUGCCUACUAUCAGCGGUGACUUUAAUGCUCAACAACAAAAGGCUAUAGAAAGGUCACUAACCUGUCGUGAUUACAACCUUAUUUUAGGCAUGCCCGGCACAGGUAAGACUUCUGUCAUUUGUGAGUUAGUUUCUAUUCUUGUUGGCCAAGGUAAGUCUGUGUUAGUAACUAGUUACACCAAUUCUGCAGUGGACAACAUAAUGAUGAAGUUGAUUAAAAGAGUAGCAAGAUCCAAGAUGGUACGUUUAGGAUCUAAGAGCAAAGUCCAUGAGUUGAUUAAACCAUAUUGCAUUUCGGAACUAUACAAUGGAGAAAAUGAAAACAUGAGCGGUAUCAUUGAUGGGGCCCAAGUUGUUGGUGUAACAUGCCUUGGAAUCAAUGAUCCAUGGCUACAGCUAAGAACAGGCGAUUUCCAUUAUGUGAUAUUGGAUGAGGCCAGUCAGGUGUCUUUGCCGGUAGCAAUCGGUCCUUUACGUUUCGGGUAUAAAUUUAUUUUGGUCGGUGAUCAUUACCAACUACCGCCAUUAGUGAAGAAUAAAUUUGCUCAAGAGAAUGGCCUACAAGAGUCCUUAUUCGAGCGACUCUGUAGGACUCACCCACAGAGUGUAGUUGAGUUGCAAGAACAAUACCGUAUGAACCAAGAAAUAAUGUCUCUUUCGAAUAUUUUGAUAUACGAGGGAAAGCUUCGUUGCGGCACAAAUUCUGUGCGUGAUCAAAGGUUAGAGUUCCCCGAUGAUGCAGUAAUGUGCAAAAUGGCAAAUGAAACAACACUGCUCCAUAAGCUGAUUGACCCUAACCGACCGGUGGUGAUAUUCGACCAUGAUGCCGGGUGGGACGAGAACUACGGCCCAGAACAGUGCCAGGAACAAAAUGACCAUGGCCAAAUAUGCAACGUUGGCGAGGCUAGAAUAGUAGAUCAAAUCGUUCGCAAAUUACUCGAGUACGGUAUACAGGAUCGUCAAAUAGGAGUGAUGUCAAUGUACAAGGCCCAAAUGAGCUUGCUACGUACUACUUUUGAGGACACAAAUAUCGAAGUUUUGACCGCCGAUCAGUUCCAGGGAAGGGACAAGGACUGUAUAGUGGUCUCAAUGGUGCGCAGUAACCCAGACCAAUCCAGUGGUGUGCUCUUACGUGACAUACGUCGUAUGAACGUUGCAAUGAGCAGAGCUAAAAAGAAACUUAUAGUAGUCUGUUCAUGGCAGUGCGUCUCUGCCAUACAUUCAUUGAAACCGUUUAUCAACCACGUGGUUAGAAAUAAUUGGGUGUUAAGCCGCAGAGACCAAGAAAACCGUGCUUCCAACCCGGUAGUCAAGAACUAG
Kluyveromyces marxianus DMKU3-1042 is the source of this 4437-nucleotide messenger RNA. RefSeq names its product bifunctional ATP-dependent DNA helicase/ssDNA endodeoxyribonuclease DNA2 (gene DNA2). Lineage: Eukaryota; Fungi; Ascomycota; Saccharomycetes; Saccharomycetales; Saccharomycetaceae. Gene Ontology annotation, cellular component: cytoplasm. The transcript has a single exon. The record is from RefSeq and is a predicted model, not a curated record. Bases 1 to 4437 code for a protein of 1478 amino acids. Gene Ontology annotation, molecular function: single-stranded DNA helicase activity; 5'-flap endonuclease activity. Gene Ontology annotation, biological process: replication fork reversal.